Elgaria multicarinata webbii is the source of this 6316-nucleotide messenger RNA. It is a transcript of the gene COL1A1, whose product is annotated as collagen type I alpha 1 chain. The record is from RefSeq and is a predicted model, not a curated record. Gene Ontology annotation, biological process: extracellular matrix organization; skeletal system development. Gene Ontology annotation, cellular component: cytoplasm. Lineage: Eukaryota; Metazoa; Chordata; Lepidosauria; Squamata; Anguidae. Bases 117 to 4469 code for a protein of 1450 amino acids. The transcript is spliced from 51 exons. Gene Ontology annotation, molecular function: protein binding; extracellular matrix structural constituent conferring tensile strength.
GUAGGAAGUUUCUGCUGGGGUCUGGAGUGGAACUACAUAAGUCAGACCGUCCCUGUAUGACUGGACACUAAAGCAGAACCAAGGAUACAAAGAGUCUUCAUGUCUAAUAUUUAGACAUGUUCAGCUUUGUGGAUUCCCGGUUACUGCUUUUGAUAGCAGCAACUGUUCUACUCACCAAAGGCCAAGGCGAAGAAGACAUUCCAUCUGGAGGAUGCACACACUUGGAAAUAAAGUACAAUGACGGAGAUGUUUGGAAACCUACUAAGUGCGAGGUCUGCGUGUGCGACAGAGGCGAAAUCCAUUGUGACAACAUAAUGUGUGAAGAUAUAUCAGACUGCCCCAAUCCUGUACUAGCACCUGGAGAAUGCUGUAAAACCUGCCCUGAAUCCGUUCUUUCUCCUGGUGACACAGAAGAAAGUGGGGUAGAGGGACCUCAAGGAAAACCAGGCCCAAAAGGAGAUAGGGGACCUCCAGGCCUACCUGGCAGAGAUGGCCAACCUGGACCACCAGGCCCUCCAGGCCCUCCAGGCCUUAGCGGAGUAAGUUGUAACUUCGGUGCUCAGAUGGGUUACGGUUAUGAUGAAAAAUCUGGUGGUCUUUCUCUUCCUGGCCCAAUGGGUCCAGCUGGUCCCCGUGGUCUUCCUGGCCCCCCUGGCGCUCCUGGCCCCCAAGGUUUCCAAGGUCCCCCUGGUGAACCCGGAGAGCCUGGUGCUUCUGGUCCAAUGGGUCCCCGUGGUCCAGGCGGCCCACCUGGCAAGAACGGAGAUGAUGGUGAAGCUGGAAAACCUGGCCGUCCUGGUGAGCGCGGUCCUCCUGGCCCACAGGGUGCUCGCGGUCUCCCCGGAACUGCUGGCCUGCCAGGCAUGAAGGGACACAGAGGUUUCAGUGGUCUUGAUGGUGCAAAGGGUGAUUCCGGUCCAGCUGGCCCCAAGGGUGAGCCUGGCAGCCCUGGUGAGAAUGGUGCUCCUGGACAAGUUGGCCCACGUGGUCUUCCCGGUGAGAGAGGCCGUCCCGGUCAAGCUGGCCCUGCUGGUGCUCGUGGUAACGAUGGUUCCCCAGGUGCUGCUGGUCCCCCAGGCCCCACUGGUCCAGCUGGUCCCCCUGGCUUCCCUGGUGCCGUUGGUCCUAAGGGUGAAACUGGUCCCCAAGGCGCUCGUGGUGGUGAAGGCCCACAAGGUGCUCGUGGUGAACCUGGCGCUGCUGGCCCUGCUGGCGCUGCUGGUCCUUCUGGCAACCCUGGCUCUGAUGGUCAACCUGGUAGCAAAGGUGCAACUGGUUCUCCUGGUAUUGCUGGCGCUCCCGGCUUCCCUGGUGCUCGUGGCCCAGCUGGACCUCAAGGUCCCAGCGGCGCUCCUGGUCCCAAGGGUAACAGCGGUGAACCUGGCGCUCCUGGAAACAAAGGAGAUGCUGGUGCUAAAGGCGAACCUGGCCCCGCUGGUAUCCAAGGCCCCUCUGGUCCCCCUGGUGAGGAAGGCAAGAGAGGAUCCCGUGGUGAGCCUGGACCUGCUGGUUUGCCCGGACCUGCUGGUGAACGUGGUUCUCCCGGAAGCCGUGGUUUCCCUGGCUCUGACGGCAUUGCUGGUCCCAAGGGUCCCCCUGGUGAGCGUGGUUCUCCUGGCCCUGCUGGUCCCAAAGGAUCUACUGGUGAAGCUGGACGCCCCGGUGAGCCUGGUCUCCCUGGAGCCAAGGGUCUGACCGGUAGCCCUGGUAGCCCUGGCCCUGAUGGCAAGACUGGACCUACUGGCCCUGCUGGUCAAGAUGGUCGCCCCGGACCUGCAGGUCCACCUGGUGCAAGAGGUCAAGCUGGUGUGAUGGGAUUCCCUGGACCUAAAGGUGCUGCUGGCGAGCCUGGCAAACCCGGUGAGAGAGGUGCUCCUGGACCCGUUGGUUCCGUUGGUCCUGCUGGCAAAGAUGGUGAAACUGGUGCUCAGGGACCCCCUGGCGCAAGUGGCCCUGCUGGAGAAAGAGGUGAACAAGGUCCAUCUGGAGCUCCUGGAUUCCAGGGUCUUCCCGGUCCCGCUGGUGCCCCUGGUGAAUCUGGAAAGCCUGGUGAACAGGGUCCCCCUGGUGAUGCUGGUGGUCCUGGCCCCGCUGGUGCAAGAGGCGAGAGAGGUUUCCCCGGCGAACGUGGUGUCCAAGGUCCUGCAGGUCCUUCUGGCCCCCGUGGUUCUAACGGUGCUCCUGGUAACGAUGGUGCUAAGGGUGAUGCUGGUGCUCCUGGCACUCCCGGAAAUCAAGGUCCUCCUGGCCUUCAGGGUAUGCCUGGUGAACGUGGUGCUGCUGGUCUGCCUGGUGCCAAGGGAGACAGAGGUGACCCAGGUCCCAAAGGUGUUGAUGGUGCUCCCGGCAAGGAUGGACUCAGAGGACUGACUGGACCCAUUGGCCCACCUGGACCAUCUGGUGCUCCUGGCGACAAAGGUGAAGCUGGUCCCUCCGGCCCUGCUGGCCCAACUGGAGCUCGUGGUGCUCCUGGAGAUCGUGGUGAACCUGGCCCUGCUGGCCCCGCUGGCUUUGCCGGCCCCCCUGGUGCUGAUGGGCAACCUGGUGCUAAAGGUGAAUCUGGUGAUGCUGGUGCUAAAGGUGAUGCUGGCCCUCCCGGCCCUGCUGGAGCCACCGGACCUCCCGGCCCUGCUGGUGCUAUUGGCGCUCCUGGACCCAAAGGUGCUCGUGGAAGUGCUGGACCCCCUGGUGCUACUGGAUUCCCUGGAGCUGCUGGAAGAGUUGGACCCCCUGGCCCAUCUGGUAACAUCGGCCUUCCCGGCCCACCAGGCCCCGGUGGAAAGGAAGGUUCCAAAGGACCCCGUGGUGAGACUGGACCUGCUGGCCGCCCCGGUGAAGCUGGACCUGCUGGCCCACCUGGACCAGCUGGUGAGAAGGGAUCUCCCGGUUCCGAUGGACCUGCUGGUGCCCCCGGUACUUCUGGCCCACAAGGUAUUGCUGGACAACGUGGUGUAGUUGGUCUUCCCGGACAAAGAGGCGAGAGAGGUUUCCCCGGUCUUCCCGGACCAUCUGGCGAGCCUGGCAAACAAGGACCAUCUGGCUCUUCUGGUGAACGCGGUCCUCCCGGCCCAAUGGGACCACCUGGCUUGGCCGGACCCCCUGGUGAAGCUGGACGUGAGGGUUCUCCUGGUGCAGAGGGUGCUCCUGGACGUGAUGGUUCUGCUGGGCCCAAGGGUGAUCGUGGUGAGAGUGGCCCAGCUGGUCCUCCUGGCGCUCCUGGUGCCCCCGGUGCCCCUGGCCCCGUUGGCCCUGCUGGCAAGAAUGGAGACCGUGGUGAGACUGGUCCCGCUGGCCCUGCUGGUCCCGCUGGCCCUGCUGGUGCCCGUGGUCCUGCUGGUGCACAAGGUGCUCGUGGUGACAAGGGUGAGACUGGUGAACAUGGUGAAAGAGGCAUGAAGGGUCACAGAGGAUUCUCUGGUCUUCAGGGUCCCCCUGGUCCCCCUGGUUCUCCCGGUGAACAAGGUCCCUCUGGUGCUUCCGGCCCUGCUGGUCCAAGAGGUCCUCCUGGCUCUUCUGGUGCUGCUGGCAAAGAUGGUCUGAAUGGUCUCCCUGGUCCCAUUGGCCCACCUGGUCCCCGUGGUCGUACUGGUGAUGCUGGCCCUGUUGGUUCCCCUGGACCUCCUGGCCCACCUGGUCCCCCAGGCCCACCUAGCGGUGGCUUUGACUUCAGCUUCCUGCCCCAGCCUCCUCAGGAGAAAGCUCAUGAUGGUGGCCGUUACUACAGAGCUGAUGAUGCCAAUGUUAUGCGUGACCGUGACCUGGAAGUUGAUACCACCCUCAAGAGCCUGUCCAUGCAGAUUGAGAACAUCCGUAGCCCUGAAGGAACCCGUAAGAACCCAGCACACACUUGCCGUGACCUGAAGAUGUGCCAUGGAGACUGGAAGAGCGGUGAGUACUGGAUUGACCCCAACCAAGGCAGCAACCUGGAUGCCAUCAAGGUGCACUGUAACAUGGAGACUGGAGAGACCUGUGUCUACCCAACUCAGCCCACCAUCCCCCAGAAGAACUGGUAUAUCAGCCAGAACCAAAAAGAGAAGAAACAUGUCUGGUUUGGCGAGACAAUGACCGAAGGCUUCCAGUUCGAAUAUGGUAGUGAGGGAUCCAACCCAGCUGAUGUUGCCAUCCAGCUGACUUUCCUGCGCCUGAUGUCCACUGAAGCCUCCCAGAACAUCACCUACCACUGCAAGAACAGCGUGGCUUACAUGGAUCAAGAGACUGGCAACCUGAAGAAGGCUUUGUUGUUAGAGGGCUCCAACGAGAUUGAGUUCAGACCAGACGGCAACAGCCGCUUCACCUAUGGAGUCAUCGAGGAUGGCUGCACGAGUCACACCGGCAGUUGGGGAAAGACAGUCAUCGAAUACAAGACAACAAAAUCAUCCCGGUUGCCUAUUAUUGAUGUGGCUCCCUUGGACGUUGGUGCCCCAGACCAGGAAUUUGGCCUAGAUAUUGGACCCGUCUGCUUCUUGUAAACCCAAAAGGAAACCUGACAGUUUAAAAAAUAAAAUAAAAAACAGCCAAAAAAGAAGGAAAUUUCACAUGGACUUGAAUUUGUGUCUUUUUCUAUCCAUCAUCUCUAAAACUAUUUUCGUUUCCGUUAAAAAAACAAAAAAAGCAUUAAACCAAAAAAAUAAAAAUAAAUGACUUUUCAAAAAUAAUUAAGGAAGUGCAUCCACUUGCUUGACUUUUUUUUUUAAUUAAAACCCCCGAAGACAGAAUGGUUUGAUUUUAUCUUCUUCUUUUUUAGAUCGUAAUAUCUUGGGAUCACUAUUUGCACAUUCCAAAAAGACAUAUAUUAAAAAAAAACACCAUGCAAAAUGAUGAAAACAGUCUAAACCAUGUAACACCUGAAGUACCACAACUACAAGUUUUGAAAAAAUCUGUUGUUUCCACAGCAACAAGAGCAAUGCUAAACUAGUGGUAGAACCGGCCCAUCACACCCCCAUAAAAUAAUAAUCCCCCCCUUAACCUGGAGUUGGAAAAAACAAACAAACCCAAAUUUACCUAGAGGCCAUCUUUCUCUGCCAGUACCUUUAUAUGGAGAGAUUUUCUUUCUGUGUUUUUUUAAAUAUAUAUAUAGAGAGAAAUACCACUGAAAAGAUUAUUCUUUCAGCCAUUUAAAUGUACAUUUUUUUCUGGUUUGUUCAGUCGGCAAUAGAAAGAAAUCUGACAAAGGCUAAAUCAGUACAGGUGUGUCAUGGAAUGCUUUUCAAAACAGGACCCUGUUUAGAUCAAAAGAAUGGGUGAAUAACGCCUGUCCCUCUGAAAGAGACCAGAGAUUUUUUUUAAAAAAACCAAAAUAGGUUAGGGGAGGGGAAGGUUUAAGAACUACUAAUAUGUUGUCGGUGAACAACUGAAGGAAAAAAAUGGGCAAUAAUACCAGAAAGCAGAGAAAAUGUAAUGUUAAAUGUAUAUUAUUGUUGUAUGGACGGCUACCUCACCAUUGUCAUUUUUCAAGUUCCUUGGGGUAGUUUUGGGUGGUCGUUGUUUUAAAGCCAGCACCAGGUUUCAGUAGGGUGGAGGGAGUGAAGCAGGUUUCCAAGUUUAGUUAAAGGUGCUAACUGUGUCUUUUUAUAUAUAUAUAUUUUCUUUUUAGUCUGCUAUGUUAAUAAUUUUCAGGUCCCAUGGAAUUCUUUUUGAGGUGGUGAAACCUAUAAAAGCCUCCCCCUGCCCCCAAGCGAAUGUGUUGCUCAGCGGGGCCAUUUUGGUGCUAUAGAAAUGAGACUAUUGAAGGGGGAAAGGAAAUUGGAGGCCUUGCUUGUGAAUUUUCAAAAAGGUGCUAACUUUUUAUUAUUUUAUUUUUGAACAAGCAAAAAAUCCAGGAUGAUGAGGGGAAAAAAUCAAACAUUACUACAUGGGAUUAAGGUCUGAGCAGUUUCUGUCUUUCUCUUGUAAAGCAGGUGGAUUCCCUUUUGCCUUGUCUUUUUCCAGUUCAUCCAGUUCUUCCCCACUGCCUUUUCCAUUUCUUUCCUUUUCCAUUUCUUGCUCCACCCCACAAGCAAACCCUUGUGCCAAGCCUCUCUUGUCCUCCCAUGGUCCUCACUCGCUGCUGAUACGUUCAUCCUUCUCUCCUCAUUCAUCUCUUCUUCUUCGCUCUCCCAGACUCCACCUUCCACCUUGACUCUUUUUUUUUUUCCCCUCCUGUCUUUCGGUGGGUUUUUCGAUUCAAGCAAACCCUUUCCUCUCUUUAACAAGAGGCAGAUGUUCUAGGGAGUGUGAGCGACCGAAGAUUCUGUACCUAUUUUGUAUAUGUAUAAUAAUUUGAGAUGUUUUUAAUUAUUUUGACUGCUGAAAUAAAGCAUGUGAAAUGAUCCAAAUA